CUCUUCUCCAGUCGUCCCCCAGUCUCAGUCCACCACCGUCGCAGCCGGAGGGGAGAGGACGGAAGGCAAUGCCGUGCUGCCAGACUGUGCUCAGUGCCGCGGCGGCCGCCGCCGCCAGCAGAACGCCGUCAUGGCUCCAUCGGCUGCACGCCAAAGGGGGUCUAUCCUUCCCCUCCCACCUCAACAUUGACGACCUCCUCUACGGGGGCCGACAGGCCCAAACUCCCCCUCCCCCUCCCUCGCCCCUGCCACCUUCUUCUUCCAAUGAUCACAACGACCUCGUCGUUGUUGUCAGGGAGUCGCCUACAAAGGCCGCCGCUAAGCCCAAGCCGCCGCCGGCGGCUCAGCGUCCGCCCCGCAACCCUUCGCGACCAAACCCUAGCUCUAGCAAUUCCUCGCAGCCGCCGCCGCAACCACAGCUUCAGCUCGUUGCCGUGAUCUCCGAUGUCUUCGCGGUCCCGUCCUCCGCCCCGCCGGGCCCCCCGGCCCCCAAAGCCUUCCGCAAGCAGUCCCGGCCCCGCCCGAGAACUGACGAGGACCAGCCGAUCUCUGCCCUUCCUGCACAGCGUCCCCACAAGGACAAAAAGGACAAGAUCGCCAAGGCCAAGAAGCGCCGCCGGGCGGAGCGCGCCGCGGAUGCCGACGGUGAGAGGUGUAGCCGGACCGAUGUCACCGUCAUAGACACCAGCAUCGAUGGCUGGAAGGCCGCCAAGGUGCUCAUCCGCCGGGGAGACGUCUGGAAGGUUCGUAACAAGAAGCCUUCCGCGGUGUCUGAACUGGAGGAUGCCAUUGCCAAGGGCAAGAGGAGGGCUGGCCUUGUCUCUAAGCUUCAGAGAGACAAAGAGAAGGAGAAGCAGAAGGAGAAAGAAGCAAUCACAUCAGGAAACACUCAUGCUGGCAGUGGAGAUGUGACAAAGACUCAGAUUAUCCUAUUCAAACCCCGAAAAGAUCUUAGUUCUGUGCUAGAACCAGAAGGCCAAAGUGCAUGAAUUUUUCAUUUGCAGACAACAUAGAGGCAAGGAAAACGAGUCAGACAGCCAUAUAGCUGACUUGAGAAGGAAUUAUGGACAAGGCACAUUGAGACAAGGAUGCCAUUACAUUGCAAUUAACAUAUUCAGUUUGAUUAUUGUCCUACUGAUGUUUUGGUGUCUUAAAUGGACCCUGUUAGAAGUUCAAAAAAAUUCCAACUGCGAAUAACUGGCCCUUCGGGGCCAGGAAGAUAUGUUUGUGGAUGAACACUCGCGAGGCCACAUGACUGUUACUUUUGUUUCUUCCCCUUUUUUUUGUAGAAAAAGGUCAAGGCUAUCUAAAUGUUGUCCGGCAAUUGUUGGAGUUGAUGGAGGUUCUGAUUCGUUUGGUCAAUCUGGCCAGUCGAUCGUGUACUGCAAACCCAUUUGGGUACUGUAAAUGUUAUGUUGAUAAUGCUACCUCAGUUGCUGUACAAGUUGAGUUGGCGGUAUUUAGCCAAGCGUUUCCAGG
This is a messenger RNA of Zea mays, 1479 nucleotides long. RefSeq names its product adhesin FhaB. The record is from RefSeq and is marked validated. The coding region runs from base 69 to 989 and encodes 306 amino acids. The transcript has 3 exons. Lineage: Eukaryota; Viridiplantae; Streptophyta; Magnoliopsida; Poales; Poaceae.